GAUUUUUAUCCGAGUCCAGUUCGUUGGGUCCGUUCAUUACUUGUCAAAACAAGAUAAAUUUUCGUCCGCGUAAUGAUCAUGGAAACUAUCGUAAACGACGAGGCAACGGUUUCUGAAAUUAAAAAAUGUGAAGAAGUGUAUAAUGCUGAAUUAUCGAGAGGUGUUGUUACUACUACCUCACAAUUUCAAUAUGCGUGGUGCUUGGUUCGCAGUAAGUACUCAAAUGACAUGAAAAAGGGCGUGGCAUUAUUGGAGGAGCUGAGCCACGCUAGCCAUCAGCAACUGAAACGCGAUUGUUUCUACUAUCUUGCAAUAGGAAAUUACAGAUUAAAGGAAUAUACACAAGCAUUGAAGUAUGUUAGAAAGGUUAAAGAAAUGGAGCCGAAGAAUCGACAAGCAUUAGAGUUGGAAUCUCUCAUCAAGAAGAAAAUGAAUCAAGAGGGUCUUGUUGGAAUGGCAAUAGUGGGCGGUGCAGCUUUAGCACUCGGUGGUCUAAUAGGGGCUGGUUUCGCACUCAGCAAAAAAUAGGAUAUCACAGCAAUAGUGGAAAAUUAGUACUUUUUAACUCAUAACAACUAUAAUACACUGAGGAUUUAUAUGUAAAUAAUAUUUGAUUUUAAGUUAAGCACGUACCGGACCAAUUUUCAUUUUGUUCCGAAUGGUUCAACUAGCAGAGUAUCUAGACUGAGUCAAGCAUGAUAGCCAAGUUGACAGAAACACAGACUGAGUUCAGCUCUAGGAGAGAAGUAAACCACAGAUUUAAGAAGGGGUCUUGGAAAAUUGCAUUGCCUUGUAAUACCUUUCUGUAUGAGGGUUUCUUUUGUCCGAGGGGCAAGUUGCGAGUUGGAAGUUGCGAGUUAGAAAAUGCGAGCAACUCUUUUUCCAACUCGCAACUAGCAUUUUCCAACUCGCAACUCACAUUUUCCAACACGCAACUCACAUUUUCAAACUCGCAACUCACAAUUUCCAACUCAAAACUCGCAUUUUCCAACUCGCAACUCGUUUUUUCCAACUCGCAACUCGCAUUUUCCAACUUGCAACUGGCACUGAAGUAGCAAUCUACAGUAUGGACCUUUCUGAAUAAUCAGAACAGAAUGUUGUUUGAUCAGAACAGAGCAUGGAAUGGUAUGCUUGUUUCACUCGUAUGUCUCAUCCCAGAAACGCAAAGUUACCGUUUGUCUCCAUUUCCCUCUGUGCUCAGUUCACAUUGAUAGAUUCUUUCAACAUAUUUUGCAUAUUUGUAUUCUAUUACUAGUGCUCAGUUUCAUUGUUAGAUUCUUUCAACAUAUUUUGCAUAUAUUUGUAUUUUAUACUAGGUUCAGCAUAGUUAUUGGUGUUGGAAAACAGUUUGCGUAUCUUGGUAACGGACUUGGUAACAUAUACCACCAUAUUGGGUUGUAUAAGGGCUGCAAUGUGAAAAUUAGGGAUGUAGUUUAGUGUGGAGGGGUGGGGAGAAAACAUCUUUUUAGGAUUUUUUCCCAUUUUUUUUUUUACCUUUAGCUUCAAAACUGAGGUUAAAGCAAGCAAUAAUUUCAUACAUUUACAUAAAAAUUAUAUAAAUAAUGAUUAUGUUGUGAUGGGCAGCUGUAUUUUAUACUUUACCUUCAUGUCAUUUAUUUUUUUCGUUUGUACAUAUCUCCAAAUUUAGAGAUAUAUAAUCAUAAUAUACACUAUAUGCAGUUUAAUUGUUAAUAUGUAUUUUUUUUUUAACUUUGGAGAACCACCUAACUUUUUGGCUAAUUAUAAUUAAUCUAUCGAAUUUAAUGAUUCGCUCAUUUUGAAAUUUUUUGCUUUUAUUAGCUUUUGCAAUGGAGCUUCCUGGAAUGUCAAUCAAAUUUUAAAACUGACCAAUCAGAACAUACAUUGACACUAUUGUGUUGGGGACCUUAGCAACAAUAUCCAAGGGGCGGGGCUUUAUAGCGGAAUGUUCCAUUGUUGAUGCUGUUUAAUGUGCAACCCUUUAUUCCUAUAAAAAAAAUUUAAAUAUAUUAGUAUACUAUAUAACUUUAUUUAUUUUAUGUUUUGGAUUUGUAUAAUGCACAUACUUUUUAUCCCGACCUGGAAUUCCGAAGGCUUUUCAAUGCACCACACACUUCCACCCAUACCGUAGAGGUUGCGAAAUAAUGAGUGAGCUUCCUUUGAUGAUGCUAACAGCCAUGGAUCCAAAAAGGUGGGUGGGGAACGUGCCACCUGUUUUGCCACUAAAUUUUAAAAUUUCAAUGCAUAUCAAUGUUAUGUAUUAAAAUAAGUGCUACUCGCUUAUCUAUUCUGAAUGUUGUGCCUCCAUCUCCCCCCCCCCCAUUCAUACAUAUAUGUACAGCAGGAAGGAAAAUGAUAUAAACAAAUAUGAUUACUAUUUGAAUUACAUUGUUGUUAUAGUGUCAUCUUGUGAGUUAUGGCUUGUUGCCACUUGGCCAAUUGCCACCAACCACUACCACUAAGCCUAAAUUCCUUUUCCACCCUAAACCCUGUUACCAUCUGGCUGAUUGCCACCUGGCCCAUUGCCACAGUAGUUUUUGUUUUGCCACCACAUGCCUGGGCCCAUUGCCAAUGAGGCUUGUUUACCACUCUUCAGAAAAAUGAAAUGGCAAAUACAGUAUUUGAUUAAAAAUUUGCUUGACAAUUA
This is a messenger RNA of Anneissia japonica, 2626 nucleotides long. Its product is annotated as mitochondrial fission 1 protein-like. Gene Ontology annotation, biological process: peroxisome fission; autophagy of mitochondrion; mitochondrial fission. The record is from RefSeq and is a predicted model, not a curated record. NCBI's taxonomy places the organism in Eukaryota, Metazoa, Echinodermata, Crinoidea, Comatulida, Comatulidae. The transcript has 4 exons. Gene Ontology annotation, molecular function: protein binding. Bases 73 to 528 code for a protein of 151 amino acids. Gene Ontology annotation, cellular component: mitochondrial outer membrane; peroxisomal membrane.